CAGCCCAAGAGACCCCCUUCAGUCUCCCCUUUUCCCUGUCUACUGGAGAAGCUUCAGGAGAGGCAGUGCUGGGGCACUGGCUGCAGAAGUGAAAAUUAAUGGGCUGAAAGGGGGGCAGACCUUCUUUGCUCUCUCCCAGCCCAUGCACCCCUGCUGGUCUCUGCUCUCUGCUCCCUCUUCCCUUGUUCUAGACCCAGCUCCAGGGGCACCCGGAGGUUCUGCUCCAGGGUCCCUGCAGUAUACCUCCCUCCUGCCUGUUUACUGCCUCUGGCUGCACACCUCCCAUCUCUUAUGUCCCCAUUGGGAUCCAUUAGAAAUGGAAUCGUAUGGGCCAAAGUUCAUCUUUUCCUCCAAAGAGGCUGCUGGUCAGCUUACAGAUGGCUUUGUGUGGGUCUAGAGCACACCAUGGUUCUGCUGGUGGCAGCCAGGGUCAUUUGGUACAGACUGUGGCAUCUUGGGAAGCAGGAUGCCUGGCCCUCCACAUCCCCUUUCAUUUCAAAGCUGCCACAGUGAGUAAAAGGGAACUAAGCACAUUGCUGACCCAGGUGUUCUCAGACCUGCCCGUGGGAGGCAGGGUUUGUGCCUGCGCUGGGUGCCCGUCCCUCCUGAGUCCUUGGCCAGGGCUGCUGAGUGGGACAGCUGGAUUGGGACUCAGUGUGUGGCCCCCAAUUCACUGAAUGCCACCCCCUUUCACAGGAUUCUUUCCCCAUUUCUUGUCAGCAGAGACAGCAAAGCAGUGGUCCUACAUAAGGAAUAUUUGCUUAGAAAAUAAAGUGAGAGGCAGCUUCUGUGUAAAAAUAACAGAAUUAUUUUUUGCAAAAGAUUAUCUUUUAUCUUCAUUUUAUUUAUUUUUAAAAUUUAUUUAUUUGUUUUGAGUGAGAGAGAGAGAGAGGGCAUGAACUCGGGAGCAACAGAGAGAGAGGGAGAGACAGAAUCCCAAGCAGGCUCCUCACCAUCAGCGUAGAGUCUGAUGCAGGGCUCAAACUCAUGAACCACAAGAUCGUGACCUGAGCCGAAAUCAAGAGUUGGAUGCUCGACCAACUGAGCCACCUAUGUGCCCCAAGUUUUAUUUAUUUUUUAAAAAUAAUUUUUUCAACAUUUAUUUAUUUUUGAGAGAGAGAAAGAGAGAGAGAGAAAGAAUGUGAGUGGGGGAGGGGCAGAGAGAGGGAGACAGAGGAUAUGAAGCAGGCUCCACACUGUGAGAGCAGAGCCUGACUCCGGGCUCAAACUCACAAACCCACCGUGAGAUCAUGACCUGAACCGAAAUCAAGAGUCGUCGGCUGCUUAACCGACUGAGCCAUCCAGACGCCCUAUCUUCAAGUUUUGGAGUACUGAUGAUAAGCCUGACUCUAUUGACAUUAUUCCAGUUUCCUUUCGGCAGAGCUCUUUUCAACUGGUUUCUGGGCUGUGUGUCAGGACUGUGGCCCUGGGAGGACGUAGGGAGGCUUUCGGGAAGGACACAGAGCCAGCCUCUGCCGCACGGAAAGCUGCUCUUACUUCCUUGGCACGAGCUAGUAAAUGUGCUCUGUGACCUUAACAGAUGAAGGAAAUCUCUAUUAACAAUGUGAUUCCUGUCUUGCCAAGGGUGUUCCUGGAACUUUAGAGGGGCAGGGUGAAGGCAUAAGAGGGUCAGGGCCCUAGAUCCAGAGCCCAGGCAAGAGGAUUGGCCCUGAAUUCCAGGAGCCAUGCUUCCCCUCUGAGCCACAAAAAAAGGAGAGAAGUGGGGGCAGGAUUCAUGCACAGCAGUUUCUUAACACUGGCUGCAUGUUUAAAAUCACCUGAGGGGCGCCUGAGUGGCUCAUACAGUUAAGUGUCCAACUUCAGCUUAGCUCAUGAUCUCACAGUUUGUGGGUUCAAUCCCCACAUCAGGCUCUGUGCUGAGCCUGGAGCCUACUUCAGAUUCUGUGUCUCCCUCUCUCUCUGCCCCUCCCCCACUCAUGCUGUCUCCUCUCUCUCUCUCUCUCUCUCAAAAAUAAACAAACAUUAAAAAAAUUUUUUUUAAUAAAAUCACCUGAGAUUCUUUAAAAGCCUGAAACUGAACAUAUGCCUAACUUAUGACCCAGCAAUUGAAAUCCUAAGUGUUUGCCCAUAGAAAUGAAUACUUGUGUCCACACUACAAGUGCUGGAAUGUUCCUGGCCACACUUUCAUAACAGGCAAAAACUGGAAAUUUCCCAGAGGCCCAUCUAUAGUAAAAUUAACAAAUAAGUUGUAGUAUGUCCGUGUAAUGGAAUUCUAAACAUUGGUGAAAAUGCACAAUAGCUACACACAACACUGUGGACGAAUCCCACAGAUGCAUUGCUGAGUAAAAGGAGCCACAUAAAAGGGUAUGUAUGGUAUGAUUCCGUUCAUAGAAAGUCCACAAAGAAGAGGCAGAGGCAACCUGUGCUGUGGAAACCAGGGUGAUGGUUAUUCUUGUGGGUUGUGGGUUGUGGGUGGCAGGUUGGGGGUGGUGGUGAGACUGAAAGAGGCAGGAGGGGCUUCUGGGGGCUGGUUUCCAAGUGUGUUCUGUUUGUGAAAUGCAUUGAAUUGUACAUUUAUUUUAUGUACUCUUUUUUUUUUUAAGUUUAUUUAGUGUGUGUGUGUGUGUGUGUGUGUGUGUGUGUGUGUGUGAGAGAGAGAGAGAGAGAGAGAGAGAGAGAGAGAGACAGAGUGUGCAAGCAGGGGAGGAACAGAGAGAGAAUCCCAAGCAGGCUCUGAGCUGUCAGCCCAGAGCCUGACAUCGGGCUCAAUCUCACAAACUGUGAGAUCAUGACCGGAGCCGAAAUCAAGAGUCAGACAUUUAGCCACCCAGGCAUCUCUCCUACAUAUACUUUUCUAUGUGUAAACUAUACUUCAAUAAGAAGUUGAAAAUAUAUAGCUACCUACAUGCUACUCCCAGAGACUCUGAUUUAAUUGGUCUGAGACAGGGCUCAGGCAUCAUUUUUUUGUUUGUUUUCUUAAAAAGCUCUACAUGUUGGGGCGCCUGGGUGGCUCAGUCGGUUAAACGUCCGACUUCAGCUCAGGUCAUGAUCUCGCGGUCUGUGAGUUCGAGCCCCGCGUCGGGCUCUGUGCUGACAGCUCAGAGCCUGGAGCCUGUUUCAGAUUCUGUGUCUCCCUCUCUCUCUGACCCUCCCCCAUUCAUGCUCUGUCUCUCUCUGUCUCAAAAAUAAAUAAACAUUUAAAAAAAAAAAAAAAAGCUCUACAUGUGAUGCUAAUGUGUACUCAACAGGCUGCACAUUAGACUUGACCGGAUGGUCUCUCUUCUCCAUGACGAAGGCGGUGAGCUGUGUGCUAAGCAAGAGGUCAAGCAACCAGCAGAUGCAUGGAAAGACAGCUUCUCUGAAGAGCCCUGUGUCCUGCACAGAGAAACUAGCCAGGGUUCAGGCACCCCUGAACUCCAGUCUGCACUGGCCAGAAGGCUUGAAGAGUGAAGAGAUCAAGAAGUGUGGCCGAGAAGGGCCCCAGCUCGUGUGUUUGCAGACACUACUGAGUAAAUACAACCAGCAAUACCACAAGCUGUUUAAGGACAUCCCUUUGGAGGAGGUUGUUCUCAAAGUGUGUUCCUGUGCCCUCCAGAGAGACCUUCUUCUCCAGGGCCGGCUCUACAUCUCCCCCAACUGGCUCUGUUUCCAUGCUAGCCUCUUUGGCAAGGAUAUCAAGGUGGUCAUUCCUGUGGUGUCUGUGCAAAUGAUCAAAAAACACAAGAUGGCCCGGCUCCUUCCCAAUGGCCUGGCCAUCACCACAAAUACCAGCCAAAAGUAUGUCUUUGUGUCACUGCUUUCCCGGGACAGUGUCUAUGACAUGCUGAGGAGGGUCUGCACACACCUACAGCCUUCCAGCAAGAAGAGCCUGAGUGUAAGAGAAUUUCCAGAGGAACCUGAGUGCGAGUCUCUGGAAGUCCUCAUCCCUGAGAUGAAGUGGAGAAAGGUGUGCCCUGCCUCCAGGUCCCUGUCCCUUCCAGACAACAUCCCUUGUAUCCCUCAGGCAUCCAUGGACUCCACCGACAGCUUCUUUCCCUCCAGGAAGCCUCCAGGCUCUGAGAAUGCUGUCUGUGAGAAGGAGAAACUGAAGGAGUUGCCCAGGAGCGACGGGGAGCUGAGGCUCUGGGAUUGCCAGCUCCUCAAGGUCAUCUUCGUGCUGAUCUGCUUCUUGGUCAUGUCCUCAUCGUAUCUGGCAUUCCGCAUCUCCCGGCUGGAACAGCAAUUAUGCUCCCUGAAUUGGGAUGGCCCAAUCCCUGGGCACAGGUAACAGCCACCUGGCCUUUGUCCCUACUUCUCCAUGAAGAAUGCUGUGCGUGCUAAGGUUCCACCAGUGAUCGCCGUGGUUUAUGCUGCUGCUGCGCUGAGACUGAGUAUGAAGGAACAUAGUCCAGAUCCUUCCUCCUCCCCCUAACUCUUAUCUCUCCUGUUUACAAAGCUCCUACAAUUUGGGGACUCGGACAAAGAGCCAGAUUCUUGGAACAGCUGAGAAAUUCUGUAUACUAAGCUUCAGCAAGCACUUCAGUGAAAAAAGAAAAUUAACUUGUUCCUUGGAAACAGCCUGGCACAGGUGCAGAGCACUAGGAGCCACCGGAGGGACAAAGGCCAUGCUUUGGUUCCUGGAAUGUACCUCUCUAACUGUCACGCGGCUCACUGCCUCAGUGGGACAGAGGCUCUAACCCAAACCACCAGUGGGGCUCUGCUCUCUCCCAACAUACUGUGCACUCACUUGUGCCCCUGAGUCUCUGUUCCGGGAGCCAGGCCCCUGUCAGGCCAAGGGCAGACUGGGGGACAGGAGGGGGAGGGGGAAGGUAUGAACAAGGAGAGGAGGACGUGUGGCUAGGAUUCCAGCUAGAGAGGAACGUUUGUGCCCUGUGCUGAGGCUCUAUCCUGGCCCUUCACAAAGAGGCUGGCUGAAUCUGGAGGACAGUACUUGCAGCAGAGGAUGGUGGCAGGGGCUGUGAAGGAGAGCAGAGGUCCAGGAUCCUGUGUCCUGAGCUGCCACUUCCUGGUGAGACAGGCGGAGCGGGGCCUUUGAUCACUGUGGUCACAGACCUGGUACUGUGUCUUCCCCUCGUGUGCUCAAACGGUUCUAAGGUCCCCCAGGCGGGGAGUAGGGGCUGGGGCUGGGGUGGGUGGGAAGGUUGGUGGCUUUGAUUUGAGAUUUUGCUUUGUACUCCCUGGCCGACUGCCUGAGAGGCCAUGACCCAUAGCAACCUGUCGGGAGGUGAGGCUGGGCAGUUGGGCACAAUGGUAUAGGGCCACUGCAGGGCAAAGCUCACUCAUGUCACCAGAAAUAAGUAUGUUGCGGGCCAUGGGGGGAGGCUUCUCCAUUCUAUGAAUAAGGUAGAGGUGUCCAAGGUGGGCCUGGUACAGUGCAGGGACCAGGCCAAGGGGUUCUGUCUGAUAUAUCUGGGGACAAGAGAAGUAGGGGAUGAGAAGAGUAGACACAGUGGUAGCUUUCUCUUAGAGAUUCCUCCACUUCUGCCUGUUUUCUAAACAGCUUGUCUAUGCCUCAGAACUCUGCCUGCUCUUCCUGGGACUCCCAUCUGCUAAGACAGUGCCUUUGGAGGUUCUAGAGGGGCCUCAGUGAAGAGGUCAGAGGUAUCAAAGGAAAGUCACUGGUGAUGGGGUGAGUGGUGUCAGAAAUAGCCACUGUUUUUCCUCCUUCGGACACCUGAAAGGUUAAUCAGGGAGAAAUCCAAGCAGAAAUUAUUUAUUGCGGGGCCAUGAUUGUCCUAUUAGGACAAACCCAAACAAGAAUUGGAGGGACUGACUGCAGGUGACAAGUCCCAAAGCUCAGACUAGCAGUCUCUUCAUCCUCACCCCAUUGCAGGUUCUAGGAUUAUGCUUAGAGCCUGGGGGGGUUGCUUGCACCUCAUCUGUAUGUAUCAGGUGAAACUCAUUCCAUUCUCCCCAUAGCACCACAGUGGGGAAAACCCCAUCCUUUUUUUGGAACCAGCCCCCUUCAUCACUCCUUUCCAUCACGUCUUCAGGGAAAUACUUGCCCCAGUGUCUUCCGGCCCUGGUCCUUGCCGAAGGGGGGGGGAGAAUAGGUCCAUUCUCUGAGCCUUGCCAGGUUGAGCCAGGGGCUCAUCAGGGGCCAGCAGAGGUGCCAAGUCAUGGGUAAUGGUGCCAAAGUGCUGGUGAAUCUAGUCUCCACCUGUGCCGCAGGCUCAGAAAGGGCUAGAGGCAUGCUGUAGGGUGGGGUGGCUCUGGAGGCCCUCUUGGGUCCAGGGAUUUCAGUGGUAUGAGUGUGCCUGUCGCUUUGGAGGGCCCUGUCUCUGUUUCUCCCUUUGAUUCCCCAGCCUGGUCCUCUGGGGCCAAUGUCCCUUUGGUUGUGCUCAUUUGUAAACUGUGUAUUUGUACAGACCUGCUUGCACUGGCUGAUACUCCUUUAAUUCCCUGAGAGAUUGGUUCAACUAUCCUUGGGUUGUUCCACCAUAGCAUUAGCCUUUGAAAAUAUUUUAAAAUACAAAAAUUUGAUUUUUCUAG
Messenger RNA from Panthera uncia (snow leopard), 6453 nucleotides. It is a transcript of the gene GRAMD2A, whose product is annotated as GRAM domain containing 2A. Gene Ontology annotation, biological process: regulation of store-operated calcium entry. Gene Ontology annotation, cellular component: endoplasmic reticulum membrane; extrinsic component of cytoplasmic side of plasma membrane; organelle membrane contact site. The record is from RefSeq and is a predicted model, not a curated record. The transcript has 12 exons. Gene Ontology annotation, molecular function: phosphatidylinositol-4,5-bisphosphate binding. NCBI's taxonomy places the organism in Eukaryota, Metazoa, Chordata, Mammalia, Carnivora, Felidae. The coding region runs from base 3248 to 4228 and encodes 326 amino acids.